Molecule: messenger RNA, 6803 nt
Organism: Lymnaea stagnalis (great pond snail)
Lineage: Eukaryota; Metazoa; Mollusca; Gastropoda; Lymnaeidae
Source: the annotation of a GenBank genome assembly
GACCAUAGUUACCAAGCCUACUGCCGUUUGGAUAGCACCUAUGAUCACUAUUUACUAUUAUUAUUGUUAAUUUCACGGAUAAAUUGUUUCAAUCACUGACACAUAAAACCAAAUGUAAAUGUAUUGAUAUGUCACUAUUAAUUAUUUUUUUUUUAUAUUUUAGACUAGGAACACCCACUGUCAGUAAAUUAAAAUUGCUAAGCAGAAAGCACAUUGUUGGCUGUUUGUUGUGUUGGCCUACUCAGGCCUACAAUACUCAGUCAAUACUGAUAUACUGUAUUACUAGUAUUAGUAUUACAUAUAUUUAAAAUAUUAUUAAAAUAUUUAAAACAAUAAAUAUAGUUUAUACAGUAGUGUAGUAGUUUAGAGUAUAGACUAUACUAGUAUAGUGUAUAGUGGAUUAGUAUUAGUAUCGAUGACACUGACUCAAUGACAGUACUGAUUACUGUGAGUGUAAUAAAUACUAUCACUAAAGCAGCAGUUAAGCUUAACUAACGUGCUUAAAAAAUAAAAUGACAAAUAGCAGUUAAAUCGGUUUAGUUUUAGUCUAUUUAAUCUAUUUAUUUUUUUAAAGAAUUAACUUGCCAGAUUUAUCAAGUCAAGCAAACAAAAAUAGUUACCAUUUUAACUACAAUUUAACGAAUUGUACUAGAUAAAAAAUUUAAGCUCCAGUAUUCUUUUGUCGUAAUUUACAACAGUAUUCAUGGUCUAAUAGGCAUAGUAAGACUUCUUUCAUCAAGAAAACAUGUGAAGUAAUCAAAUUUAUUAAUUCCAAAUUAUUGACAAAAUUAAAAGUCACCUAAAAAAUCAAAUAUUACUAGAUAAUUAUCAUCAGAAUAAGCUUGAAUUUAUUAAUUAAUCCUACCACCAAUGUGAAAUGUAGACAUUUCUGAAUUGAGUUGAUCUUGAGUCAUAUAAAGUAAGUAAUUGAAUAUACUAAAAUAUGAGAUUACCAAAAAAUAAUAACAUUUUUCUUUCCCUGCUUUCCAAACUUGUUUUUUAAUCAAAGAAAACAUGUUAGGAAGUUAAGUUAAAAUGUAUUAUUUUUUCACUAAUCAAUGUUAAUAUUAAUAAAAUCAAAAUGGACUGUAAAUUAGUGUAGUAAAGCAGCAAAGUGUGGAAUGCCAAAAUUAUCACAUUCUAAGUUAAAUAUAUUGACAGUUUUAGAGGCAUUCAUUGACUUGAGUGUUUAUAAUAAUCGGCAUCCUUCCAUCUCGUGAGAUGAUGGUGCAUCACCGUUGGGUUGGGUUGCAUUUUCUCGAGUGGCUGUGCAGUCCUAUCCUUGAGUGACAGUCUUUACCACAGUUUUUACAAACGAGUUCCGUGCUUCUAAAUGUUUUGGCCUUUCUCCUAGCUCUUCUGUCUGCAGCCUCUUCCAUUCUUCGCUCCUCGGCUACCAUGACGCCCUCUUUGACAACUGUGCGCCACGUAGAUCGGUCUUUUGCCUUACACUCCCAGUCACUUGUAUGUAUUUUGGCUGCUUUCAUGUCCCUUUGACAGACAUCUUUAAAUCGCAGACGUGGGCGACCUGUUUUCCUCUUUCCCGAAGCAAGUUCACCAUAUAGGAGGUCUUUUGGAAUGCUGCCGGGACUCAUUCUUUUAACAUGACCUAGCCAUCUCAGGCGUCUUUCACUAAGGAUUGUGAACAUGCUUUGGGUAUUCGCACGCAUUAGGACCUCACUAUUAGUCAUUUUUUCUUGCCAUUUAAUACCAAGGAUGCGACGCAGGCAUCUCAUAUGGAAGCUAUUAAGCUUGCGCUCUUGGGAUGUAUAGGUGGUCCAUGUCUCGCUCCCGUAUAGUAGUGUACUGAUGACACAAGCUCGAUAGACGCACAGUUUGGUUUUCUCCGUUAAUGGAAGCUAUUAAGCUUGCGCUCUUGGGAUGUAUAGGUGGUCCAUGUCUCGCUCCCGUAUAGUAGUGUACUGAUGACACAAGCUCGAUAGACGCACAGUUUGGUUUUCUCCGUUAGCUUGGUGUUUUGCCAGACCCGUUUAUUUAGCUUAGCCAUUGUGGCAGCUGCCUUGCCGAUUCUGCUGUUAAUUUCUUCUUCAAUGGACAGUGUAUUGGAGACCUUGGACCCCAAGUAGGUGAAGCUGUCCACAACCUCCAAGUUUUCAUUAUCGAUUUUUAUGUUAGGUGGAGGUCGAGUGUCUUGGGCCAUGAUGUUUGUCUUUUUCAAGCUGAUUUGCAGACCAAAUUCUUUGCAGGCAUUGGAGAAGCUUGACACGAGUUGUUGCAAACCAAUUUCUGUGUGUGCUGUUAGUGCCGACUGUGCUUGACUGUUUAAAGUUUAAUUAAAGACAUGUAGAACUGUUGUAUCUUAAUUAAUUAAUUUUUAAUGAUUAUUUCCUGCAGCUAUUGUUUAUUUGGGCUUAUUUAAGAUGUAUGUUAAGAAAUAUUUAUAGAAACUAACAUAUAUUUCAAAAGUACAUUCUUUUUAUUUAAAAAUAUAAUUAAUUCUUCAUCUUAAAAAUAUUAUGUCUUAAAAUACUUAUACAAUUACAAUGAUAAUUUACAAAACAUUACAAUCUGGAAAUUAUGUGCUAUUUCAUAAGUUGUCAUUUAGUAUAUGGUACCCAGGAAUUAAAUCUGAAGAAUUCAUUCCACUUAGAGGCUCGGUGUUAUAUUUAAUGUAUUACUUGAUUUGAAAAGCAGGUUUUCAUUAAGAUAUGCCUAUAUCAGCUUUAUAAAUGAUAAAAAUAUUUUUUCCUUCUCAAAGCAUGUUGGAAGUCAAAGAGGACACUGAAGGAUCCCCUCCAAGCAAAGGGUUAUCCCCAGUGGUACCACUAUCUCCAAAACCAAAGAGUCCUAUAGAGCUUAAGAAGCCCUCAUUAGAUGUUAUUCCAGUAGAAAGUGCUUCUGAAAACAGAAUAGGAGAUUGGCGUAAUAUGCGGAGAAUUAUUGCUGAGGAUCCAGAAUGGUCUCUUGCGACUGUUCCACUUCUGAAUGAACUUGUUAUAAAACAUAUUGUUAAAAAUUUUGAAAGUAAGCGGUCUAUUAGAGUUUAAAAAUACAAAAACACAAAUGAUUUAAACUGAUAAAAAAGCUUUUAAGAUUGAAAAUGUAAUCAUUGUUGUCAUUACUAUUGAAAUCAUUUUAUGUUUGAAUGAAACUUAUUAAAUUAAUUGUCUCCGAUUAGUCUGUAUGUUACCUAACAGUAUGAAGUCAAAUUCAGAAAAUAUAUUCAUAUUUUUAAUUAUGGUGAAAUUUUUUUUUUUUUCUCUCAGGUUUUGCCAAACCUACAAAGCUAAUUUUUAAUUAAAUUAAUAUUUUCCUCUAUUCAGAUAAAUCAGAAGUGUUAAAAGAUCUACUCACUAAGGAUCAGAAAAAAGUUUUGGCACAGAUUUCAACAGAUUUACCUCUUAAAGUAACAGCGUUGUUGGUAGAUGAUGAGGGAUUCUGGGAAAGAUGUUGUCAUGCUCGAUGGGAACUCUGUGAUGUCUCUUCUUUUGGUAACAGUUGGAAGAGGAUGUAUUUUGAGAGAAAUUUGCAGCAAAUUAUUGAGCUGUUUGUUCCUGAAGCAUCUGACUCAGACGAAUUAGAUGAUACCGUCAUGCUGUCAGCAAAUUUCAUCAAAAAGCUGGACAUUCGACAGUUGCUACCCCCUGUGCCACAGAAAUCAAAAGGCCCUGAUUUUGAUGAGAUCUCUGAGGCGGCCAGCGAUGCAGGUGAUGAUUCAGAGUCAGAUCACUUUAAUUUUGGACCAGUUUUGAAGAAACUUUCCUUCUUAGAAGAGUUCCAUGUGACUUAUGGUGUUCGGGACUGUGGUAUGAAUUUUGAGUGGAGUUUGUUUCAGUUUACCGCCAGAGACUGCCUCCAGCUCUCUGAAUGUAUAGCUGCUUUGCCCAAUCUAAAAGUCUUCAGACUACAUAGAAGCAAGAUGGAUGAUGACAAAGUAUGAAAUAAAACUUCUUUAUAUUAUAUAUUGAGGGCAUGGUAAAUGGUUUAUCCAACAUUAAUUAUAAAUAGAUAUGAUUUCCCAUAGGUCAUAUUUAAUUUUGCUAGCAAUCUAUGUAAUUUUCACUAACCAGGAUUAAUUGUAAUGUAAUUACUGUACUGUAAUAAUUUUUUUCAAUUUAAAGAAAAAAAAUCUUUGAAUCUUGAUUACACUAAAAUCUCUUAACACAAUUAGAAUGUUUCAUAAGCAAGUAUAAAGCAGGGUAGCUCAGUAUGGGAUAAGACCUUGUAGCUUGCCUAUGACAAUGAAGCUCAUUGGGGAUAAUACCUUUGAUGCUAGCAUAGGACAGCGAAGCUCAUUUUGGGAUAUACCCCUGGAGCUUGCACUGGACAGGGUUGCUCAUUUUGGGGAAAAAUCCCUGUAGCUGGUACUUGGAAACUAAUUAUGGGAUCCAGUUGGUUUACAUUAAAAAUUUAUUUUUUACAAUUUCCUCUGUAAAAAAAUAAACAUAGAUUACUUAUUUAUUAGAGUUAAGAGGUGCUGCCUUUUUUCAAAUUUCUUAUUAAUGUGUGCUCUUUUGGCUCUACAAAAAUAACAAGUUUUAUGUAACUAUUAUGUUAGAUGUUUGAUGCAUCCUUUUUCUUCUGUUGUCAGGUCAGAGUUUUUAUAAGCCACAUCCUUGAUCACCCAGGCCUCAUAGAAUUAGAUUUGUCACACAAUAUAAUUGGUGACAGAGGUGCUAGAGCUAUUGGUAAAUUCCUCAACAACCAUAGCAAGUUAGUGAAACUUAACCUCUGCAAUAACCAAAUUCGAGUAGCGGGUGCCCAGGCCAUUGCCUAUGCUUUAACAAAAAAUAAUUUACUCCAGGUCAGUGAACUUACGUUUUUUCAUAACAGCUUUUGUAAAAAUGGACUGGGAAACUGACAAAAUAAUUUUUAUGAAUUGGUUCUAUUUCAAUCAAACUUGGAUUUUCAUAAGUAUUAGAGUUGAAUCCAUGUUAAUGAGAUAGGGUUCUUAGAGAUAACAGAGGAUAAAGUUAAAUUGAGAAAUGUAUGUUUAAUUGCUUGUCCAUCAGAAGUAGAGUCAAAAGUAAAUUUUCUUUGACUUACUUGACCAGAAACUUUGAGUAAGUACAAUAGAAAUUAACUUCCUCCUAAAACUCCAUUAAAUAGGGAGAUAAUCAGGGAAUAAUCAAGAAAAUCUAUGUUUACUCUUGAAUCAUUAUUUGGUUUGUGAAAUCCUCAUUAUCUAGAGCAGAUGUUAUUUUAUUUUAGUUGUAUUCAUACCAUUUAUUUUCAGUAUUUGAAUUUGAGAUUAAAUCGUAUGGGAGAUGAAGGGGGCCAGGCUAUUACAAGGGCUCUUAUGAAAAACAGAACUUUGGUUGAAGUGAACUUAUCUUCCAAUGAUCUUGUGGAACCAACGGCAGCCAUAUUGAAUCAAGUCUUGUCACAGAACCUUGUUCUUCGAUACUUGGAUCUGUCAUGCAACAGACUUGGACCUGUAAGAUCAUUUACUCCUAGCCAUUAUCUAUUUCUUUCAAUGAUUACUACACACACUUAAAAAGUUUUAUAGAUAAUAUGCUGAGCAAUUUAUUUAAAGACUUUAUCAUUUAGGUGCAAAGACACCUAAAUGUUAGAUGCAUACAUGAAUUUUUUUAAUUAGCCGUAAUUUAAUUAUUUUUUUAAUAAAUUAGUCAUGUUCUUAUAAUUUAGCGUUUGCCUUUCUUUAUUUUUUAUAUAAAAUGUUUAGGUUUCAUAUUUUAUAUAAAGUGUUUAGGUUUUAUAUUUGAUAUAAAAUGUUCCUGUUUUAUUCCGACUGUAAACAUAUAGGAUGGGGGUAAGCAACUGCAAGAGGGAAUGGAAGAAAACAAAACUAUUCUCCACAUUGACUUGAGAUUGACUGAAGUAGGACAAGAGGCCGAGUACUGCAUCAAUCAGAUCCUACGCCGCAACCAGGAAGCAGAUCGUGAACAGAGAAUUAAAGACAGUGAAGAAAUCAAUGCACAGUACCGUAAGAAAACUGCAGAGCCACAGGCAGCCCACAGAUUUCAACUUCCCACAACUGCUAUCCUUGCUUGAUUAAAUACUGCAGCAAAUUAUUUUCUAUCUGGACUGACUGACACAAUAAUAAUGCUAAAAUAAAUUAUCUAACUUAUGUUUGCUUUUAAAAAUAAAAUUUUGUUGCAUUUUAAAAGUCCUUAGCUGCCAUGUUUUGUUGCAAUUUAUUUGGGGAAAGUUGAGGACUAAAAUAUCUCCAAAAUAAUUUACUCUCAUAACAAGGGUAAAAAGACGUAUACAACAAUUGAAAGGUAAGUAUGUUUGUUGUUUAGAGAGUUUAUAUCAUAAUGUCAUCAUUUUUAAAAUAUGCACCACCUGCCAGGAUAUAUUUUAGAAACCAAUGUUUUUUUUGCAUAUAUCUAAAGACAUGACAAAAUAAAAUGGUUUGAAGUGGGUUUCCAGUGAUAUAAAAGUUCUUAAGAUAAGCAAAAAUUUCAUUUAACAUAAAAUUCAAAUUUAAUUUGGUUCUUUCAAAAUUUAUUUGAAGUAAAUUAAAAAUGCUAAAUUCAGACUUCUUCAAUAUAAAACUUGAAAUAUAGAAUGCUUAAGAAUAGGGAGUUUCAAUAUUACAAAUUUAAUUAUGGAAUGCUGAAAAUUGUAUUCAACUAACUUUAUCAGGUGAUUCCCUAAUUUCAGUUAACAGCUUUAUGAAUCAAUGAAUGAGUGUUGCUGGUAACAUAUUAUUUUGUUGAAACAUCAUUUGUGUGGAGAAAAGUUUAAAAAUUUAUAAAUAAGAAAAUAACUUAUGGUGGACUUUUUUGUUAUCCAUUUCUAUAAUAUAACAGAUAUAUUUUGUACAAAUGAUAAUAUGUAAAUAUUUAAAAAAUACAUUUUUGGAUUCAUUUUAA